Messenger RNA from Lathyrus sativus (Indian pea), 1770 nucleotides. NCBI's taxonomy places the organism in Eukaryota, Viridiplantae, Streptophyta, Magnoliopsida, Fabales, Fabaceae. The record is from the annotation of a GenBank genome assembly.
AUGUCAAAACAAACAUACAGUGUCUGUUUAUGCUGGCGUAGAAGAUUCAAGCUAGCUUUAUCAGAAGCACCACAAGAGAUCAAGACCCUUUUUGAUCAAUACUCAGAAAAUGAACUCAUGACACCUUCAAACCUUAAAACAUUCUUAGUUGAAGUUCAGAAACAAGAACAUGCUACUGAAGAAGAAGCACAAGCUAUCAUUGAUAGUUUCAAACAUUUUCAUCGGAGGGGUGCUGGACUUAACCUUGAAACUUUUUUCAAGUUUCUCUUCAGUGAUAGUAACCUUUCUAUUUUACCUUCAAUUGGGGUGCAUCAUGAUAUGACAUUACCCUUGUCGCAUUAUUUCAUAUAUACCGGUCACAAUUCGUAUCUAACCGGAAAUCAGCUGAGCAGUGACUGCAGCGACGUUCCAAUCGUGAACGCGUUGAAGAGAGGCGUAAGGGUGAUCGAGUUGGAUAUAUGGCCUAAUGCUUCGAAGGAUAACGUCGAUGUUCUUCAUGGAAGGACAUUGACAACUCCGGUAGAGCUCAUUAGAUGUUUGAGGUCUAUUAAGGAACAUGCCUUCGUCGCAUCAGAGUAUCCGGUUGUAAUAACGCUAGAAGACCAUCUUACUCCGGAUCUUCAGGCUAAAGUGGCUGAGAUGGUUACUCAAACGUUCGGAGACAUACUAUUUGUUCCUGGCUCGGAAAGUUUGAAGGAAUUUCCUUCUCCGGAAUCACUUAAAAAGAGGAUUAUUAUAUCGACCAAACCACCUAAAGAGUACCUUGAGACAAAAGAAGUAAAGGAAAAAGAAGAUGAUUCAUUGCAUGGAAAGGCUUCGGGCGAUGAUGAAGCUUGGGGGAAGGAGGUCCCGAGCUUCAAAUGUGUUUCUAUAUCUGAUUACAAGGGAGUCAAUUUGGAUAAAGAAGAUAUUCACGACGAGGAAGAUCCUGAUGAAUCGGACAAAUCACAUCAUCAUGUAGCUCCGGAAUAUAAAGGUUUAAUUGCAAUUCAUGCUGGGAAGUCGAAAGGAGGUAUAGAGGCAUGGCUGAAAGUAGAUCCGGAGAAAGCGAGGCGUAUAAGUUUAAGUGAGCAACAACUUGAAAAGGCUGUUAUAACUCAUGGGAAAGAAAUUGUCAGGUUUACUCAGAAGAAUAUUCUGAGGGUGUUUCCAAAAGGUACUCGCAUUGAUUCGUCGAAUUAUAACCCAUUAAUUGGUUGGGUUCAUGGAGCUCAAAUGGUUGCGUUCAACAUGCAGGGAUAUGGAAGAUCACUUUGGUUGAUGCAUGGAAUGUUCAGAGCCAAUGGAGGAUGUGGUUAUGUUAAAAAACCGGAUUUUCUCUUAACGACCGAUCCUGAUAACAAGGUCUUUGAUCCUAAAGCUAAGUUACCUAUGAAAACUACUUUGAAGGUGACCGUAUACAUGGGAGAAGGAUGGUAUUACGAUUUCAAGCAUACACACUUCGAUCAAUAUUCACCUCCCGAUUUCUAUGCUAGAGUUGGGAUUGCUGGGGUCCCGAAUGAUAGUAUAAUGAAAAAAACAAGAGCAAUAGAGGACAAUUGGUUGCCUACAUGGAACGAGGUAUUCGAGUUCCCGCUUACCGUUCCGGAACUAGCCCUACUUCGUAUAGAAGUUCACGAGUACGACAUGUCUGAGAAAGACGACUUUGGCGGCCAGACAUGUCUACCUGUUUCGGAGUUAAGAAGCGGCAUUCGAGCAGUUUCACUUCAUAGCCAGAAGGGAGAUAAAUACAACUCUGUAAAGCUUCUUAUGCGAUUUGAAUUUCAUUGA